AUGCUCCGCGGCCGCCCGCGGUCGAGAACCGACAAGAGGAAUUUUCCCCGAGUGUGGCCCGGGCUCCGUUCAAUUGCUGUCCACCGGGUCGGCGACAGAGCCACCUCCAGUCAUUCUCCUGCCGCUCGCCCGCCCGUCCGAGCGCCCCCAGCCCUCCCGCGAGGGCGCACCGGGACGGAAGGAUCCACCAGCCUGUCGGCGCCCGCCGUUCUCGUGGUCGCCGUCGCCGUCGUCGUUGUGGUCGUCUCCGCCGUCGCCUGGGCCAUGGCCAAUUACAUCCACGUCCCACCCGGCUCCCCGGAGGUGCCCAAGUUGAACGUAACGGUUCAGGAUCAGGAGGAGCAGCGCUGCCGGGAGGGGGCCCUGAGUCUCCUGCAACACCUGCGGCCCCACUGGGACCCCCAGGAGGUGACCCUGCAGCUCUUCACAGAUGGAAUCACAAAUAAACUUAUUGGCUGUUAUGUGGGUGAUACCAUGGAGGAUGUAGUCCUGGUGAGAAUUUAUGGCAAUAAGACUGAGUUGCUAGUUGAUCGAGAUGAAGAAGUAAAGAGUUUUCGAGUUUUGCAGGCUCAUGGCUGUGCACCACAACUGUACUGUACCUUCAAUAAUGGACUAUGCUAUGAAUUUAUACAAGGAGAAGCACUGGAUCCAAAGCAUGUCUGCAACCCAGCCAUUUUCAGGCUAAUAGCUCGUCAACUUGCUAAAAUCCAUGCAAUCCAUGCACACAAUGGUUGGAUUCCAAAAUCUAAUCUGUGGCUAAAGAUGGGAAAAUAUUUCUCUCUCAUUCCCACAGGAUUUGCAGAUGAAGACCUUAACAAAAGGUAAAAUUGCUUUUACAUUUGAAAUUAUGUUUUGCAUUGCAUUGCUCUAUAAUAGGGUUUCAAAGGUAGCUACAAGAUUUCUGUGUAUAAAAUCUGAUUUUAUCUCUGCAUU
Molecule: messenger RNA, 933 nt
Organism: Carlito syrichta (Philippine tarsier)
Lineage: Eukaryota; Metazoa; Chordata; Mammalia; Primates; Tarsiidae
Gene: ETNK1
Product: ethanolamine kinase 1
Biological process (GO): phosphatidylethanolamine biosynthetic process
Cellular component (GO): cytoplasm
Molecular function (GO): ethanolamine kinase activity
Source: RefSeq, a predicted model, not a curated record